This is a messenger RNA of Diceros bicornis minor, 2720 nucleotides long. It is a transcript of the gene IL15, whose product is annotated as interleukin 15. The coding region runs from base 507 to 995 and encodes 162 amino acids. NCBI's taxonomy places the organism in Eukaryota, Metazoa, Chordata, Mammalia, Perissodactyla, Rhinocerotidae. Gene Ontology annotation, molecular function: cytokine receptor binding; cytokine activity. Gene Ontology annotation, biological process: neutrophil activation; positive regulation of tyrosine phosphorylation of STAT protein; positive regulation of cytokine production. Gene Ontology annotation, cellular component: extracellular region. The transcript is spliced from 8 exons. The record is from RefSeq and is a predicted model, not a curated record.
GGUGCCGCAGCCGAGAGGCGGGGAGCCGGGACACCUGGGGUAGUCAUCUGCAGCCGCUGCCAGUGCGCGCCUCCCCCAUGCUCCGCUGGGGGUGUUGAUCUUCGCCUCUGUUGCGCUUUCUCUUUCACUUUUCUUUUCCCUGGGGGUUGGGACUCCCUGGGUUCGGGGCGCCCAGGGGAACCCCAGCCGACUCGCUCGCUGCCGUAGAAGCCCGACGCCCGGGAAGGGAGCCGGUGGCUGCCCUCGCCCGGCAGCGCUGCCUGCCACCCCCGACUCUGCAGCCCGGACUCCAUGGAGAAUCCAUUCUUACAUAUGGCCAUCUGGCUCUUUGAAGCAGUGUCCCAUCAUGUGCCAUGCUGGUGAUGUCACAGGAAGCAAAGAAGUCAAUGUUAGCAUAUAGCCAGCCUACAGGAGGUCGUGAAGUAUUCUGGAUGGAUGGCUGCUGGAAACUCAUUGCCAUAGCCAGCUCUUCUUCAAUACUUAAGGAUUUACCCUGGCAUUGAGUAAUGAGAAUUUCGAAACCCUAUUUGAGAAGUACUUCCAUCCAGUGCUACUUGUGUUUACUUCUGAACAGUCAUUUUUUAACUGAGGCUGGAAUUCAUGUCUUCAUUUUGAGCUGUAUCAGUGCGGGUCUUCCUAAAACAGAGGCAAACUGGCAGGAUGUAAUAAGUGAUUUGAAAAGAAUUGAAGAUCUUAUUCAAUCUAUACAUAUUGAUGCCACUUUAUAUACUGAAAGUGAUGCUCAUCCCAAUUGCAAAGUAACAGCGAUGAAGUGCUUUCUUCUGGAGUUACGUGUUAUUUCGCAUGAGUCCAGAAAUAUGGACAUAAAUGAAACAGUAGAAAACCUUAUCAUCCUGGCAAACAGCAGUUUAUCUUCUAAUGGGAAUAUUAUAGAAUCUGGAUGCAAAGAAUGCGAGGAACUGGAGGAAAAAAAUAUUAAAGAAUUUUUGCGGAGUUUUGUACAUAUCGUGCAAAUGUUCAUCAACCUUUCUUGAUUGCAACUGAUCCUCUUCAGCAUUUCUAUUAUUCAAACAUCUUCCCACUGCUUAGAGACAACAAAACACUGUGCAUUUCAAAUAUGUUGCCAAAACAAGUAUUUUAGCAAGAUGAUCAGGAUCUUGGAUCAGAUGAACUCUCAGAAAUGAAGAGUGAAAACUGUCACUGAGUAACAUGGUGACUAUGAACUAUCCUCAGACUUAUUUUGCUCAUUUAUUUUUAAUUUAUUAUUGAAAUUGUACAUAUAUGUAGCAUAAUAAUAUAAAAAAGUUGAAUAAAAUUGUGUACAUAUUUUGUCCUUUAAAAUUGCACUGAUAUUUUACCUCUUAAAAGAAAAUAAGCGACAUUUGUUCGAGGGUGAGAGUCAAAUUAUUUAACAAGUGGUGGGGCUGGGUACCACUGCUGCAGGUAAACAGAUGCUCCAACCAGUGUCGAACCCCUGACUCCCAGCCCUUAUUUCCUUCGCCAUUAGGUGUAGACCUGGAGGAAGAACUGAAUACCGAGGAGAAAGGGGGACUAGGUAUGAGCCAGUGCUUUACUCUGUCAUUUAGUUACUGAUACAUAAAGCACCUGUUGUGAAAGGAAGACGUUGCAAAUCCCUGGCAUGUAAUGUGCAUCAGUAUGUCUUUGACGAUGGUGAUAAUAAACCUACACUGAUAGGCAGAAUUGCGUAUAGAAAACUAAUGGUUGCAACGACCUUUGUAUUUCAUGCUUUCUCAAGUACAGGUAUUUUACUUUCACAUUCUUUUUGCCAUGUUUGUAGAAUUAAAAAAAAACUGUUAGCACAAACAUUAUAUGACAGAAAAUAAUUGUUUAUAUAUGUGUAUAUAUAUAUAUGUGUAUAUAUUGUGGUAUACUGUUUAAAAUGUGCAAGCUUUCUUUUAAUGGAACUAUGAUUAAAUGAAAUAUUCUUGUCUCAUUACAAAUUUCUUUCACCUAAUUCACUCCUGACAGUCUCCACUAAGAGACCAUAGGUUAGGAAUUGAUCUCUUAAGAAUUUGAUUUCACUCCAUUUCACAGUACAAACUGGUUCUCUGUUGAAACAUUCUUUUAUCACCCAGUGCCCCAUCCAUGCUCAUGUAUCUCAUUCCUCUGGUUGAUGUAUGCUUAAAAAUUUCUUUCAAGAUAGUUUCAGAGAAAUCUAUAUCCUAUUUGACUUUCAAAGAGUCAUGUGUUGGCUCUCGGUUUGUUCCCUAAACUCAGUCCAGACAAAUAGUAUUAGGCAGCCACACUUUAAAGUUUAAGGAUUGGGAUUGUAGCUGGUUUUUUUUUUCUUUUUUUCUUUAAUUUCAUCUGAGAUGGAAGUUUUUUUCAGUCUACCUUCUAUUUUUUUUUUUUUUCCUAGCUUUUCUACUGAUGGAAAAUAGGAAAAAUGCACCACUUUUAACUGUGAGUUUCCAAUCCAAUCCUUGGACAAAAGUUAACACCCUCUCCAGUGUUGGGAUAGGGGAAGGAAAAUCAUAAUGGCAGUCACAUUACCAGUAAUAUUUUAUAGUGAGCAAUAAUCCAUUCUGGUUAUAUAAGCACACAAGUGGGCUUAAAAUUUGGCAUUUUCCAGUGCUCAAAAUUAGAAUUCUUCCCACAUUAGUUACUUAAUAUGGAUCACUUCAGUUGACCUUAAGAAACUCAAGGCAUAGAUCUAUAACUCCUUAAAAUACACUUAGCUAACUUAAAAAACAAGGUCAUCAUGUAAAACAGUCUAAAUUUUAUUUUUCAUACUUGUA